AUGGCCGAGUCAAACGCCGCCGCUCCGGCGCUUCAUACCAACAUCGAGUCGGGUAACUUCGACGAGAAGGAGGCUCACCGCGCCCAGAAUCCCACUGUUGCCAAGCCUGCUAAGGGUGAGGAUGAAGAAGAGGAUGAGGACAUUGAUGCCUUGAUCGAGGACCUCGAGUCGCAAGAUGGCAACGCUUUCGACGAGGAGGAGGAAGAAGAAGGACAAGCUGCCGGUUCCGGUCGUGUUGUACCGGAGGAGAUGCUCCAAACUGAUACUCGCGUUGGUCUAACAGAGGCUGAGGUUACCAACCGCCGCCGAAAGUAUGGUCUCAAUCAGAUGAAAGAGGAGAAGGAAAAUCUCAUCCUCAAGUUCUUGGGUUUCUUUAUUGGUCCUAUUCAAUUCGUCAUGGAGGCUGCCGCUGUCCUUGCUGCCGGUUUGGAAGAUUGGGUCGACUUUGGUGUCAUUUGCGCUCUACUACUUCUCAACGCCUGUGUUGGUUUCAUUCAGGAAUUCCAGGCUGGUUCAAUUGUCGAUGAGCUGAAGAAGACUCUUGCCCUCAAGGCUGUUGUCCUCCGUGACGGAACUCUUAAGGAGGUUGAAGCUCCCCAAGUCGUCCCUGGUGAUAUCCUCCAGGUCGAAGAGGGUACUAUUAUUCCUGCUGAUGGCCGAAUCGUCACCGAUGAUGCCUUCCUCCAGGUCGAUCAAUCUGCCAUUACUGGUGAAUCUCUCGCCGUCGACAAGCACAAGGGUGACCAAUGCUUCGCUUCUUCGGCUGUCAAGCGUGGUGAGGCCUUCAUGGUCGUUACCGCCACUGGUGAUAACACUUUCGUCGGUCGUGCUGCUGCCCUUGUCAACCAGGCUUCUGCUGGUUCCGGUCACUUCACUGAAGUCCUCAACGGUAUUGGAACUGUGUUGUUGAUUCUGGUCGUCUUCACCCUUCUGGUUGUCUGGGUUUCUUCUUUCUACCGAUCCAACCCUAUCGUUGACAUCCUCCGUUUCACCCUUGCCAUUACUAUUGUUGGUGUCCCCGUCGGUCUUCCGGCCGUUGUCACUACAACCAUGGCUGUCGGUGCUGCUUACCUUGCCAAGAAGAAGGCCAUUGUUCAGAAGCUUUCCGCCAUCGAGUCUUUGGCCGGUGUUGAGAUUCUCUGCUCUGACAAGACCGGUACCCUGACCAAGAACAAGCUCUCUCUGUCUGAGCCUUACACUGUCGCCGGUGUUGACCCCGAGGAUCUUAUGCUUACUGCCUGUCUCGCUGCCAGCCGCAAGAAGAAGGGUAUUGAUGCCAUCGACAAGGCUUUCCUCAAGUCUCUCAAGUACUAUCCUCGUGCCAAGGGUGUCCUUUCCAAGUACAUUGUUAAGGAGUUCUUCCCCUUCGACCCUGUCUCAAAGAAAGUUACCGCUGUUGUCGAGUCCCCUCAAGGUGAACGCAUUACCUGUGUCAAGGGUGCCCCUCUGUUCGUUCUAAAGACCGUCGAGGAAGACCACCCUAUCCCUGAGGAGAUUGACCAGGCCUACAAGAACAAGGUUGCUGAAUUCGCUACCCGUGGUUUCCGUUCUCUCGGUGUUGCCCGCAAGCGUGGUGAGGGUGCCUGGGAAAUCCUUGGUAUAAUGCCUUGCUCUGACCCCCCUCGUCACGAUACUGCCCGUACUAUCAACGAAGCCAAGCGCCUAGGUCUCUCCAUCAAGAUGCUUACUGGUGAUGCCGUCGGUAUCGCUCGUGAAACUUCUCGUCAACUCGGUCUUGGUACCAACGUCUACAAUGCUGAGCGUCUUGGUCUUGGUGGCGGUGGUGACAUGCCUGGUUCUGAGGUUUACGACUUCGUCGAGGCUGCUGAUGGUUUUGCUGAGGUUUUCCCCCAACACAAGUACAAUGUCGUCGAGAUCCUUCAACAGCGUGGUUACCUUGUUGCCAUGACUGGUGACGGUGUAAACGAUGCUCCCUCAUUGAAGAAGGCUGAUACUGGUAUUGCUGUCGAGGGUGCCUCUGACGCUGCCCGAUCUGCUGCCGAUAUCGUCUUCCUUGCCCCCGGUCUAGGUGCCAUCAUUGAUGCUCUUAAGACUUCCCGACAAAUCUUCCACCGUAUGUACGCUUACGUCGUAUACCGUAUCGCUCUUUCUCUUCACUUGGAAAUCUACCUCGGCCUGUGGAUCGCAAUCUUGAACCGCUCCCUCAAUAUUGAACUGGUUGUCUUCAUUGCCAUCUUCGCCGAUGUUGCCACUCUAGCUAUUGCUUACGACAAUGCCCCCUACUCCAUGAGCCCUGUCAAGUGGAACCUCCCCAAGCUUUGGGGUAUGUCCGUUCUCCUUGGUGUUGUUCUUGCCGUCGGUACCUGGAUCACUGUUACCACCAUGUACGCUCAGGGCGAGAACGGUGGUAUUGUCCAGAACAAUGGUAACAUGGAUGAGGUUCUUUUCCUUGAGAUUUCUCUUACUGAGAACUGGCUGAUCUUCAUUACCCGUGCUAAUGGUCCUUUCUGGUCUUCUAUCCCUUCGUGGCAGUUGACUGGUGCCAUUCUCCUUGUCGAUAUCCUUGCCACCUGCUUCACCAUCUGGGGUUUCUUCGAAAACGGAGCGUUGACUCACAUUGUCGCCGUUGUCCGUAUUUGGAUCUUCUCCUUUGGUGUCUUCUGUAUCAUGGGUGGUGUUUACUACAUCCUCCAGGACAGCGUUGGAUUCGACAACCUCAUGCACGGCAAGUCCCCCAAGGGCAGCCAAAAGCAGAGAUCGCUCGAAGACUUCGUCGUCUCUCUCCAACGUGUCUCUACUCAGCACGAAAAAUCUCAAUAG
Daldinia childiae is the source of this 2781-nucleotide messenger RNA. RefSeq names its product Plasma membrane ATPase. Gene Ontology annotation, cellular component: plasma membrane. Bases 1 to 2781 code for a protein of 926 amino acids. Lineage: Eukaryota; Fungi; Ascomycota; Sordariomycetes; Xylariales; Hypoxylaceae. Gene Ontology annotation, biological process: proton export across plasma membrane; regulation of intracellular pH. The record is from RefSeq and is a predicted model, not a curated record. Gene Ontology annotation, molecular function: ATP hydrolysis activity; ATP binding; P-type proton-exporting transporter activity. The transcript has 4 exons.